Spea bombifrons (plains spadefoot toad) is the source of this 3697-nucleotide messenger RNA. RefSeq names its product family with sequence similarity 83 member H (gene SACK1H). Gene Ontology annotation, biological process: positive regulation of cell migration; intermediate filament cytoskeleton organization; protein localization to cytoskeleton. The coding region runs from base 5 to 3622 and encodes 1205 amino acids. Lineage: Eukaryota; Metazoa; Chordata; Amphibia; Anura; Pelobatidae. The record is from RefSeq and is a predicted model, not a curated record. Gene Ontology annotation, cellular component: keratin filament. Gene Ontology annotation, molecular function: keratin filament binding. The transcript is spliced from 4 exons.
CACUAUGCCUGAAUUAUUUAAUGUGAUUGGACGAGCUCUGGCGGGUCGGCAGCCACCAGACUGCAGCUUCGGUGUUUGGGGGCAGUUAAUUGUAACUCGUUUAACUGACUGCCACCUGACCCGUGGCUCCUCCUGGCCCUCGGGGGCCGAGGCGCUGUCCGUGUCUGAUAAUGUUCUCUCUCUGCAGGUCCCGUCUCUCCCCUCUCUCUGGUGUAGGCCGAUGGCCCGUCGCUCUCAGAGCUCCUCGCAGGGGGAUAACCCCUCGGACCCCAACUACCUGCCCCCCCAUUACAAGGAGUAUUACCGCAUCGCCAUCGACGUGCUCACCGAGGAUGGCCCCGAGGGCUACGAGAGGUUCCUCGCCGACGAGGGCGCCCCCGACUUCUUGUGUCCCUCGGAGAUGGAUCUUAUCAGCCGCCACCUGCAGAGACCCCCGGAGCCCACCCAGGAGAGCGCGUACACGGACCAUGUUUACGGCACGCAGGAGGAAUCCGACGGCUCCUCCGGGACUUACUGGCCGAUGCACUCGGACACUGCGGCCCCUGAACUGGACCUGGGCUGGCCCCACGUCUACGGCUUUCAGGGGACCGAGGUGACCACUUUAAUCCACCCGCCCCCCACCGAUAACCCCACCAUAAAGGAGGAGGUGCGCAGGAUGAUCCGCUCGGCACAGCAGGUCAUUGCUAUCGUCAUGGACAUCUUCACGGACGUGGACAUUCUGGGCGACCUGCUGGACGCCGCCGCCCGCCGGGUUCCCGUUUACAUCAUUCUGGAUGAAAUGAACUCUCAGCACUUUCUAGACAUGGCGUCCAAAUGCAGGGUUAACCUGAACUACGUGGAGUUCCUGAGGGUCCGGACAGCCUCGGGCCCCACCUAUUACUGCCGGACCGGCACCACGUUUAAAGGGAACCUGCUGGAGAAGUUCCUGCUGGUGGACUGCACGGUGGUGCUGAGCGGCACUUACAGCUUCAUGUGGUCUUUCGAGAAGAUCCACCGCAGCAUAGCCCACAUCUUCCAGGGGGAGCUGGUCUCCAGCUUUGAUGAAGAGUUUCGGAUCCUGUUUGCCCAGUCGGACCCUCUCAUCCCCCCGGAGAACGCCUUGGUCAGGAUGGAGAAGCCAUACAUGGGGAUGGUCCCAUUUGCCGGCCAACGACCCAUGUUUGACCGGAAGCUCCAUUUCAUGUACCCCAGAGAUGACAGCUCCCAGAACUCGUUCCCGAACCUCGGCGUGGACCCCGAUCGCCAUUUUUUGCAAUCGUUUCGAAGGGAGGACAUGAUGAGGCAAACCAUGGAGAAUUCCGGAAUGCGAAUGUUUGGGAACAGCCAGCUGCAGAUGGAGAAGAUGCAGAUGGAGAAGAUGCAGAUGUCGUUCAUGCACAACAAGCACAUGGACAUCGAUGCCUUCAAGAGACACAGCUUUGCAGAAGGCACUUAUGAGAAUUAUUCUGCUUCCAAGCAGUACAGCAGACAGAUGUUCAUGAACAACAACGACGAGCUGCGAUUCCAGUCCAGCCAGUUCCAGAAGAGCCAGUUCCUGCAGAUGGAGCGCUCGUUCACUCCCGGCCGGACUCAGGGGCUGUUCGAAAAAAUUCGCGGGAACAGACAGGGUUUGCUUGACGUGGAUGAAAGCGACGCUAGAUAUCCUCACAAGGCUUUGCCGGGAGAAGGGAAUUUUGCGCUUGAAGGUCCUCACAUGAGGCUCGGCUAUAACCCUUCCAGCUCCUCGAGGGAGGUGAGGCACGGCUCCGAGCAGGCGAUGCUGGGGGAGGAAGGGAAGUUCGGCCAGCGGUCCCAGGCUCGCCAGAAAUAUAUGUGCCAGAUGUCUCCCACGCAAAAGCAGAACGCCGAGCAGAGGCAGUUCUUCCAGGACCAAGAUGCAGACAAAAAGCCCCCGGAAAACAAGCAGGGCAUGCGCAGCUGGAGGAUAUCCUCCUAUCUGAGCGGCAUCCAGCCCGACCAAGACGAGGAGGGCCUUCCUAUCCCGAUGGAGUCAGACGCGUACGAUGACGCGCUUGUACCUGCUGAAAAGUCUCUGCCCGCACCAAACGAGACUUUGCUGAAGUAUUCCGUCGACUCCAUUCCGCCGUACAGGCCUUUAACGCCAUUAAAUAACGCGUUCUCAGCGGCGGAGAAAGCCAAAGAGGGACCCGUAGCAGAAAAGGAAGAUGGCCUCCUUUCCAGACAUGAUUCCUUCCGUACCAGGACCAACCCGUUGAUCCAGAGGAGUUCUCGCCUGCGGUCGUCUCUUAUCUUUAGCAGCUCCAAGGUAGAACAGCACGGCUCUACGGUGGAGUCCAUAAACGCUGUUCAGAAAGAGCAGAGCAUAAGUGAGGUGCUUCAAGAGAACGAAACGGGCAAGACAACCUCCAAGGUGGCCGAGAUCCUGGAGAAGUACAGGAGCGUGAACAAAGACGACGACGGCGGCGGCAGCACGACGGUCACCCAAGCCAAAGCGGCCUCCAGAGUCAUCCAAGAGGAAUCGGGGGACGGGCAAAAGAAGAGCACGGAGACGGUGGCUUACAAGGCGCUGGAGUCCAAGCUUCUGGAGAAAGAUUCCUUCACCAGUACGCUUUUCGAGUCUCAGUACCGUUCCUCGGUAACGUCUCACUUCCAAGACCUGUUCAGCAGUGAUAAGCACACCGGCUCGGUCACCAAGAUGGAGCAGAUGGCUUCCAGCGUCCAAACUAUAGAAAGCAGCAAGCAUGCUCUUCCAGAGAAAAAGGAGAACGCGCUUUCCAUCACUGAAUUAGAAGAGGCGCCCAAACCGCCGGAAACCCAAGUGCAAAAACCGCCAAGCCGGCCAAACUCCGGACUCUACUUUGGAAACGCUUUAGAGAUUAUGUCUCAAAACCCAACCACGGUCAGCUCUGUGAAUAAGCCAGAAGAGGACGUGGCAAAGCCAGAGCAGAACCCGAUGGAGUUCAUUCGCAGAGGAUCCAUUAAACUGAAACAAUUUUUGCAUUCCAAAGCCGAUAAAAAGUCAGAAGACUCCUCUUCGGAUAGCACCAAGGCGGAAAAACAGAAUAACGCCUUCAGGCGCCUUUCUAAAACCGACCUUCCGGAGCCUCUCGCUGUAGCGGAAACCGAGGACAAGACAACCAAAGCGGCUUCAGCGUCGCCUCCAAAGCCUACAUCUGCUUCCCAGAGCAGGCUGUCCUCCUCAACCUCCAAUGUCAUCUUCAGCAGCAACCUCCGCGAUGAUACCAAGGUCAUCCUGGAGCAGAUAUCCGCCAACAGCCAAAAAAACCGGGCAGAGAUGGCCAAGCAGCAGGCGCUCGCCGGCAACGCAACUGAAGCCAACAGCACGGCGACCACCACCUCUGAAAGAAAAGCGGAAGAGCUGCCCAGUCCCGACACGUCGGCUCUGGCCAGGACCGGCAGCUUCCUCAGCCGAAGCCGGUUCUCCAGGCCGUCUCCCACCUCCCCGGAGGACAGAGACAACCUCCUGAGACGGAUGGAGAGCAUAAGGAAAGAGAAGAAAGUCUACAGCAGGUUUGAAGUGUUCUGCAAAAAGGACGAUCAGCAGAACCCGGCCGACGUGCAAGACGAAGCUGACGCCAAAGAUAAGAAAGCGGGCAAGUUUAUGCCCAGGCUGCUGGAGACUUUAAUCAAUAAGAAGUGACCCUAGGAGCUCUGUCUCUCCACCGGGUGCCAAGUCCAACUCAACCGCAAUGCAAUCACCAGCAGAUCCGCCAUG